Neurospora tetrasperma FGSC 2508 is the source of this 1379-nucleotide messenger RNA. RefSeq lists its product as uncharacterized. The transcript has 2 exons. The record is from RefSeq and is a predicted model, not a curated record. Gene Ontology annotation, biological process: L-homoserine biosynthetic process; aspartate family amino acid biosynthetic process. Lineage: Eukaryota; Fungi; Ascomycota; Sordariomycetes; Sordariales; Sordariaceae. Bases 47 to 1144 code for a protein of 365 amino acids. Gene Ontology annotation, molecular function: aspartate kinase activity; NADP binding; homoserine dehydrogenase activity.
CAUUCCCAUCCCUCUUAUACUACGUAAUCAAGAUUACAUAGACACAAUGGCUUCAGCUCGUCAAGUCAACAUUGCCAUCAUCGGCGCCGGUGGAGUAGGAAAGUGCUUCCUCUCCCAGCUCGAGUCGCUGGCCGCUCGCCGCCAGAACCAGAAGCUGGUGCUCACCUACAUUGCCACCAGCAAGAAGGCCGUCUACAGCGACUCAUACUCGCCCAUCGCCCUCGACAGCGUCGUCUCGACCCUCUCCUCCUCGUCGCAGGCUCCCCUUGCCCUCCCUAAGCUCGUCGACUACCUCGCCGCCUCGGGCACCAAGACGGUCCUCGUCGACAACACCAGCUCCCAGGACAUCGCCGAUGCCUACCCCAGCUUCCUUCGCCGCGGCAUCAGCAUCGUGACGCCUAACAAGAAGGCCUUCUCGGGCUCGUACAAGUUGUGGCAGGACAUCUUCGCCGCCAAGGAGGAGGGUGGUUCUUUGCUGUACCAUGAGGCCUCGUGCGGUGCCGGCCUGCCCGUCAUCUCCACCAUCAAGGACCUGGUUGAGACGGGCGACGAGGUGACCAAGAUCGAGGGCGUCUUCAGCGGCACCAUGUCCUUCCUGUUCAAUUCGUUCGCUCCGACAUCGGGCUCGGGCGGCGGCAAGUGGUCCACCGAGGUGGCCAAGGCCAAGGAGCUGGGCUACACGGAGCCCGACCCGCGCGAUGACCUCAACGGUCUCGAUGUUGCGCGCAAGCUGACCAUCCUCGCCCGCUACGCUGGCCUCGAGGUCGAAUCGCCCACGUCCUUCCCCGUGCAGAGCCUGAUCCCCAAGCAGCUCGAGUCGGUCGCCAGCGGCGACGAGUUCCUCGCCCGCCUGCCCGAGUUCGAUGCCGAGAUGGAGGAGGUCAAGGCCGAGGCGCAGAAGGAGGGCAAGGUUGUCCGCUUCGUCGGCAGCAUCGACGUGGCCAGCAAGCAGGUCAAGGUCGGGCUGGAGAAGUUUGACCUCUCUCACCCCAUCGCGGCCCUCAAGGGCAGUGACAACAUCAUUAGCUUCUACACUAAGCGGUAUGGAAGCAACCCCCUCAUCAUCCAGGGUGCCGGCGCCGGAGGUGACGUAACCGCCAUGGGCGUCACCAGCGAUCUCCUCAAGGUGCUUGCUCAGCUAUAAACCGGCGCUUGUCCCCAUAGCGUCCGCAGUGUAAUGAUCAAUAGAUAACGAUUUUUUUUUCUCGGCUCUUGUUGCGCUGUUCUGUAAACCAUUUCGUUUGAUAGCACCACUUGUUACUCUUUCCAUGCCUGCGCCCAUGUUUCAUCCAUCAUGAUCGCGAUCUCACUCCUUCCUGUGUGACCUUGACAUCUCCACCAUCCCCUCCUUUCCUCAGAACAAUCGGCGUUGAACCGUU